Messenger RNA from Talaromyces proteolyticus, 1485 nucleotides. RefSeq lists its product as uncharacterized. The record is from RefSeq and is a predicted model, not a curated record. The coding region runs from base 1 to 1485 and encodes 494 amino acids. Lineage: Eukaryota; Fungi; Ascomycota; Eurotiomycetes; Eurotiales; Trichocomaceae. The transcript has 4 exons.
AUGGAAACACUGGAUCCCGUUGCAUGUAUCAUAAUUGGUGCAGGGUUCUCAGGGAUAGCGAUGGCAGCUCAGCUUAAACGCAAACUUAACUUCUCCAACUUUAGUAUCUAUGAGCGAUCUAGCUCUCUGGGAGGGACCUGGUUUUGGAAUUCUUACCCUGGAAGUGCCGUUGAUACACCUUUUCUUUGCUAUAGCCUCUCCUUCGGCCCAAAAGCGGACUUUGCAACAUACUAUCCUACGCAGCCAGAGUUGCUCAACUACCUGAAGGAGAUUGCAUUCAUGUAUGGUCUCAAUCAUCAUAUUAAGUUGCGCACAAGCUUCGAAAGUGCGUCUUGGGAUGAGGGCUCGAUGACUUGGAACGUAAGGCUACGUGAACUAGACAGCGGCCGGCCUCUUCUGCAAAACUGCAAAUUACUGAUAUCCGCCAUGGGGAAUCUUGCCGAUCCAAAAACUGGCGGUCUCGAGAAUUUGUCAAAGUUUCAAGGCGAUGUCUUACAAACUGCGAGGUGGGAAAGCCCCGUGGAUCUGACGAACAAAAAAGUCGCUGUUAUCGGUAACGGAAGUUCCGCCUGCCAACUCAUACCAGCAAUUGCAAGUCUUCCAAGAUGUGUAUACCAAUUUAUAAACUCUCCCAGAAGCUUCUUCCCACGCUCAAAUCCAAAAAUUCCAGUAACCUGGAAAUGGUACUUCGCUCAUAUUCCAUUUCUUCUCAUGAUAUGUCGCUUUUUAAUCUUGUGUCUCGGCGAGAAUACCUUGAUUCAAUAUACUACCACUCCUAGAGGCGCUCGAUCACGAGAACAGGUCAGAGCACGAAUGCUCCUCCACGUCAAGAAGAAUGCUCCUAUGGAAUAUUGGAAACUGUUGUUACCAGAGCACGAAGUCGGAUGUAAGCGAGUUAUUCAAGACAAGGGAUAUUUCGCCUCAUUAUAUCGUGAUAAUGUUCACUUGAUUGAAGACCCUGUGAUUAAAUGCGAUGGUGAAGGUGUCAUUUCCAGAUCUGGCAAACAUUUCCCCGUGGAUGUUAUUAUACUGGCAACCGGACUUGAUCCACCCUGGUAUAACUUCAACAUCGUGGGACUCGAUGGACGUACCUUACGUGGGCACUGGAACGCCAUUGGAAGCAUAUCUGCUUAUUUAACGACGUCUUGUUCAGGAUUUCCAAAUUUCUUCAUGAUUUAUGGCCCCAAUUCUGCCCCUGCUCACAACUCCUCUCUCCUGUCUAUCGAGAAUGUGAUUAAUCUAAUUCUAAGGGUUGCCAAGCCAGUUAUUCUAGGAAAUAAGAGCUCUGUCGCAGUCAAAUAUAGCUACGAGCUGCAACACUACAAAGAGAUGCAGGCGGUUUUACGGCAUGGGAGAGUCUGGAAUAGCUGUGAUAGCUACUAUCUUGAUAAAGACGGUCACAAUAUUUAUGUUUACCCCUGGAGUAAUAUUCGGAUGUUUAUCAACACGCAUUUUCCUGACAUGAGUGCAUGGAAGUACAGCUGA